Molecule: messenger RNA, 975 nt
Organism: Diaporthe amygdali
Lineage: Eukaryota; Fungi; Ascomycota; Sordariomycetes; Diaporthales; Diaporthaceae
Exons: 1
Coding region: 1-975 (324 amino acids)
Source: RefSeq, a predicted model, not a curated record
AUGGAGCCUGUCCCGGAGACUGAGAAGCUCGAGGAGUUCCGUUCAGCACCCCUCCCUUCUCUUCGUCUACAACACUCAAACUACCACCCCCAGUCUCAGUCCUCUGAGCCCGAAUCUCCUCGGAAGCCUCCCACUAUGCGUCGCUCUACCGAUCCCUCGCCUUCUUCGCCAAUCUCCCCGACCUGGAACGCCGCCGCUCUGCCAUAUCGCCCGCGGACGACCUCGCCAUUGUCAGGCAACCAUGUCAGGUCCAAAUCAGCUGCCACUCUGGCGCCACCUCCCAUGGGUCGUGCCCAGUCCAUGCCCGGUGUGAACGGGCUCGGCCACAUCCUCAUACCACGUCCCCAGAGCCCAAAGGGCUCUCCACAACGGCAGCGGUCCUUGCGAAAACCAGUCGAUGAGAUGUACCCUCCUGCCUCGCCCACUCGCACAUCCGUCCUCCCUGAUCGACAAUUGUCAGAGAGGAACAGCUCCCCAAACCUGGGUGUCGCCACACCCCUGGUCCGCCAGCGGCGUCCUUCAUCGCCUCUUCGUCACAUACCGAGCUCCAGCACAAGCUCGCUGCCCGGCUCUUUUACAUCAUCAUCCAUUACUUCCUCCCCGAUCCAGCGACCUUACGAUCUACUGAGCGAGAGGGACGGCUAUGCAUCUUCUGGCGGCUACGCUCCAUCAUCAUCUAUGCCUUCUACGCCCAUUUCCAUGAGGUCUCGAAGCCCCAGCAUUUCCAGUUUGGAGACUAUCCCGGACUCGCCCGAUGCCGAGGAGGCUGCGCUUGAGGCAGAAAAGAUUGCUCAGCUCAAGGCUGCUGCUGAUGCCGAGGACGGCGGUGAGCCUAAGGGCCGGAGCAGCCUGGACGCUCCAGUACGCGGCCGAACGCUGAGCGGGUUUGGGACAAGAGAUAAGCGGAAGCGGUGGAGUGUUUGUGGCGCAGAGAGAAGAGGGGAUCUGGACCUGGAGACCAUCUGGGAAGAUUGA